AUGGGUGACAACAUCGGUGGCGUUGGUGGGAAGCAAGCCAUUGAUACGGCACUCCUGUCUGAGGAUUCUGAAGAGGAGGGGGCAGCGCACCAGCAGAGACUAGAGGUAGUGCAACUGCAAAAGGGUGACAACAUGGAUGACGCUGACGAGGAGCAAUCGUUUGAUACGAUACUGCCCGGGGGUCCUGAGGAGGAGGAGGAGGAGGGGGCAGCACACCGGCAGAGGCUAGAGGUGGCGCAACGGCAAAUGGGUGACAACAUCUGUGGCGCUGACGAGGAGCAAUCAAUCGAUACGGUAGUGCCUUGGGGUUAUGAAGAGGAGGAGGUGGUGGUGGAGGAGGAGGGGGAGGAGGGGGCAACACAGCUGCAGAGACUAGAAGUAGUGCAACGGCAACAGGGCGACAACGUCGGUGACACUGACGGUAUAGCGAAACCGCUACCAAUGAGGCCCUACCCCGUAGCCGGAGAUGACACCAGUGCCGGUGAUCCCGUGACACCCGAGAGCGACUAUAGCGGGAAGGAUGAGCGCAACGAUCAUCAGCCCGCCAUCGCUUCGGCUCCGUCUCCUCAGGUCACCGACGACUCAGCUGCCGACGACCCAACGGGAACCAGUGUCGGCGGCAGCGGGCGGGGUCAUACCCCAAAGCUUCCCUCGACAGGAGGGAUGGAGAUGCUCGGGAAUGAGUUCCCAUCCGAGCUUGACGCUACCGACGACUCAACGGGAACCAGUGUCGGCGGUACCGGGGUGGGCCAUACCCCCAAGCUUCCCUCGUCAAGCGGGAUGGAGCUGCUCGGGAGCAAGAUGCCAACCGAGCUUGACGGCACCUCGAUUAGCCGCGACUCGUCGACAGGGGGCGUUCCGGUCACAUCGCUUUCUCUGCUCUCUACGUCGCCUGCUCCACCCGGUCACCGCGCCGCUAUCGCUGUGGCUUCGUCCCCUCAGGCUACCCGCGACUCAGUGGGAACCAGUGUCGGUGGCAGCGGUAGGGUUCCUACCCCUAAGCUUCGCUCGCAGAAAAGUGGGAUGAACUGCUCAGGAAUGAGGUGCCAACGGAGCUUGACGGCGACUCCACGAGCCGCGACUCGUCGACAGGAGGAUUUCCGACCACAUCGCCUGCUCCGCUCUCUGUAUCGUCUCCUCCCGGUUCUAGCGACGACCCUUCUAGUCCCUUCGAACAAGAACAUGUGA
Molecule: messenger RNA, 1188 nt
Organism: Ectocarpus siliculosus
Lineage: Eukaryota; Phaeophyceae; Ectocarpales; Ectocarpaceae
Source: the annotation of a GenBank genome assembly